This is a messenger RNA of Beauveria bassiana ARSEF 2860, 1407 nucleotides long. RefSeq lists its product as uncharacterized. The coding region runs from base 1 to 1407 and encodes 468 amino acids. The record is from RefSeq and is a predicted model, not a curated record. The transcript has a single exon. NCBI's taxonomy places the organism in Eukaryota, Fungi, Ascomycota, Sordariomycetes, Hypocreales, Cordycipitaceae.
AUGCUGGACCUUCCAAGCGCGUACGACGACUUGGACACAUAUACAAACGACCUCUGCAACUUCAUAGACACUCCUCUUGUGCGCCAAAUUACAGGCGGUAUUCACGUCAACGAUGCCCUGAUCUACAACGCCUGGGACAGCUUGCCUACGGAAUGGACCGAGUGGUGGUCACGCUGGCCAGACCACCGUCUAGCGCAGCAGCAUCUCAUUGACAGCAUUGGUGACCAUGAAAUCCUUUCCACCGAUGACUUCGGCUCUACCGGCAGCCAAAUCCCGCACAGCUGCCCCGAGUCGCUCAGAAAUUGGCUCGCACAGCUCAAAGCCCUCGCUUUGACCCGCACACAGCGGCCCGGACCAACAGUCGCCCUCCCGGUAGUCCUGGAAACGCGCAUGAAGAGGAAGAAGAUUGCAGAAGUAGCUCGCGCUACCAAACUGAUUCGUGAAAUUUGCGAGUCUCGAGGAAUCCGGCGCCUCGUCGACAUGGGCUCCGGACAAGGCUACCUGUCCAUUAGCCUGGCGUACCUCUUCCCGGAGCUGCAAGUCCUCGCCAUUGACGGCAGCGAGUCACAGAUAGCUGGCUCGCAAGCAUUUGCCGAAUCUCUCGGCAUUCCUCACAGCCGUUUAACGCACACGGUGCACUGGAUCGACGGCUCAUCGCUUCUGGCCGACAAGGUCCAAGAGUGGGCGGCGGGUGAAAAGUGCAUCUUGGUUGGCUUGCACGCCUGCGGCAACCUAUCCGAGCACAUGAUUCGCUAUUUUGCUGCGACUCCCUGCCUGGAUGCCCUCGCCGUCGUCGGGUGCUGCUACAACCACAUCGUACCGCAGUCGAGCGCCUGUCCAGAGGGGUUUCCGAUCAGCGCCGCGCUCCGCGAUAGAAACGUCACGCUGAGUGCGACGGCGCUGAUGACAGGCUGCCAGUCACCAAACAACUGGCCGCGGGCUGAUGGCAAUACCCCGUCCGUAUUUGGCCGUCGUCGCCUCUACCGCGCGAUGCUGGAAAAGGCCCUGUACGACCACGGUAUCCAUGCUGCCGGUAACGAUGGAAGCGAGCGUCCCGCUUGGGGCAUUCGCAAGGGCGACAUGGCAAGCUUUACAGCAUUUGCCCACCGCGCCAUGGACUGUCUGCAAGUGGACGCAGCGCAGCGCCCAACCGACGAGCAACUGCAAACGUACGAAGAGAAGUAUCGGGACUGGGAGGGCCGUAUCGCGAUUCUGUGGACAUUGAGCGUUCUCUGUUGCAAGGUGGUGGAGAGCGUCAUUGCUGUAGACCGCUAUCGCUUCUUGAUGGAGCGGCAAGGCGUGCAGGACGUCGACGUGGUACCAGUCUUUGACGUCAAGGUGUCGCCGCGGAAUCUCAUGAUUGUAGCGACAAAGGAGUCGACAAAGGAGCCAAUACCAAAAGGCUGA